GUUGACCGCUCGCACAUAAUACACCAAUCAAAACGCCUGAUUGUUUGAAAAACCAAUCCAAGACUUUCGCGGCCUGGGCAUGCCGACGAAAAAACAUGAGGAUUGAAACAUGAUGGCCAUUUUAGUUUUUAGAAGAAGGUCAGUUCAGUGCUGUUUGUAAGUCUGUUUCACCUUUUUGUCUUCUAUAAACCCGCCAGCACAGGAACGACAACCCGUCGGGCCCCCGCUGGCACAGGCACAAGUUCCCGCUAGUCCAAUCAGCAGCGGAGUUUUAUAUAAUUGACCAAUCAGAAACUAAAGCUCUUUAUAUUUCUUAGCAACGGUUUUUACGUUAUCGGUCCGAAAUUUGGCAAGCAGAUUGAGCAAAGAUAUUUAAGAAAUUGACAUGAUAUUUGUUAACUGAAUGAAAUAUUACACCGUCUGGAUCUCAACAAUGCAGUUUUUUUGCUAAAUAAUCAACGUGAAUGGCGUAUAAGAGCUGCCGGUGCUUUAAGCUAAAAGCGUUCUGAAGCUUAAAGUGCCGGGGUUUUUUGUAAAAGACAGUAGACUUAGAGUGCCGGGUUUUUUGCAGUGAUACUUAGGGAACCGGUUUUUUUCGUAACAGUUAGUGUCAUUUUUUUGGAAGAUACUCAUUAAACUUAGAGUGCCGGUUACUUUGUACGAGACAAGGUUACCUUUAGAGUGUCAUUUUUUGUAGAAGACAAGUUUACAUUUGGAGUGCCGGUUUUUUUUGUAGAGAUAUUAGAGCACCGGUUUUUUUUACUUACGAUGAAGUUCGCAAUCCUGAUGACCCAUGAGAUUUGAGCGACCUUCCUCCGCUAACACAUGCAUACUAGCGAACUUAAGAAAAUCAAGACGGGGUUAUCUAGGACGGGUUUGUCUGACUUUUCCUUUAGUGCGCAUGCUCUUCUCCGAGGAAACCCCAAAUUAGCUCCGUCGUUUCAAUGCCGAAGACUUUAUUUUGUUCAUUUCGCGUUGUGGCAAGAACUUCAAAAAAUGGCUGAAGAAAUAGUGGAAAACGAGCGUGAGUAACUUCAAUUUUUCAAAUAAAUUCACAAAUAGUUUUAUUUGCAAAUAAUUUAAGGACAACUAUUUUUCAGUCUUGAGAGUAGAGAUUGGCAAACUAUCACUUUUUUUAAAGCUAAUAUUUUUGAACUUUUCUUAAAUUUAGCAGCCCUAUGAUCUGGAACAACGAGAAAGAUGUACUUUUAUGCAGAGAAAUCUUAGUUAAAGAGCCCUAUAAAUUCAAGUUUAAGACCAGGGAAAGAGGUCAAGCGUGGACAGAAAUAAGUGAAAUUCUGAAUCAAAUCCCAGAGUUGGAUAUUUUGCUUGAAGAAAUUAUAGCACGGUCAGUUGAAUGUGCUAAUUCUAUUGCUGAAAAGUCUGGAAGUGAGCAAACAGACAAGGAAAUAGGAGAAAAUGUACGGUUACAAGCACUAGAAACUUUUAAAGAAACACAGAAAAGACAGUCUGCCGAUGGGGAUACAUCAACAAAAAGUAAAAAAUCCAGAAAUACUGGCAGUGAUACGAUUGCUUUUUUGAAAGAAAAGAUGAUCUCAGAGGCUGAAAUUCGUGAGAGAGAGAUAGAUUUGAAGAAAAAGGAAAUAGAAAAACAGCAAAAUAACAUGAUGAAUUUAAUGAGCAAUUCAAUGACCCAAAUGCAACAAAUGAAUAGCUCGUUUAUACAGGCACAACAAACCCAAACGCAAGCAUUGUAUGGCAUUUUAGAAAAAUUAGCCAAGAAGUAAUGAAAUAAACUUUAUUUUUUAUCGUUCAUUAUGUUCAAAACACCAGUUGUAGAAUUGAGGUGAAACACAUGUCUGCUGUCUCAAAAUUGAAUUCUUAGAAUUUAUUGUUGUUGUAUUUCUUGGAAAAACAAUUGUGUGGAGUACUACAUAUAUCAGAAUAUUUUAGCAAGACAUAAAUAUUUUUUUCUCGGGAAAUGUAAUCUACGACAGUCACAUUAUGUUUGUUAGUUAUGUUCUUAUGUUAUAUAGAUAUAAAAACACUUUAAAAUUAAAAACACAACUUUAUUGUUUUGGUAUUUUUGAAACUUAAAACUGUUUGUGCAGAAUAAUUCCAAGUUUAUGCAAAAAAUAUAAUCUAGUGUUGGAGGAUCAACAUCAAAAUAUAACGAUGUAGUGUUUUUACAUAAGUAAGCUCGAGCAUUAUGAAGAAGUGCACAGACUGAUUACAUUUUCCCCACAGCACUCAGACCUAUCUUUAAAUUUUUCUUAAAGUCUAAAAAAUAAUUAAUUCACAAUGUCACCAAAUAUCCAUUCCACAGAUAUUCUCACUUUGCUCAUGGCCUCAUUGAACGAUCUUUGAUCAGCAGUAAUAUUUGCACCCUUAAAAGGCUCCAAUAACUGUGGACGAAUGGGGUAUGGAGGAUCACCAUAAAUGCACAAUAACUGACCAUUGCGAGAAUGUGAAUUUUGUUGUAAACUUUGAAGCAGUCCGGAAGCGUUCAAUAGAGCACAAUCGUGUCUUCCGCCCUUCACAGGUCCGUACAAAUUCGCAAUUAAACCGUUUGGUGCAACAACGCUUUGAAAUUUAAGAGAAUGGACCUGUUUAUGGCCAUUGUAUAAGGCUCGUUGAUGUCUUAUAGGGCGACAUAUCGGACGGACAGUUCCGUCAACAAAUCCCCAACAGAAAAUUUAUAGCAGAGCUUUUCCUAUGAACAGCAUCAGCAUACUCUCUCAACUUUAUUGGAGCUAACUAAUUUUGAUUGAAGUCUCGUAAUUUGUACUCAAAAUGCUGAUGAAUUCAGUUUAACACAAAGUUUGAAAUCAAACUCAGUUCUGGAACAGAUCUCCCAAAUCGAUAGAUCAUGUCGCUAUACCUACAUGGAUAAGCAAAUCUCUUUAGAAAUAUGCUAAAAGCUUCAAUUUUCUCAACCUUGGUUCCAUUAUAACAAAUGACAUGCUGCGGAAUCCGAAACAAAUCAGCUAACACGUAUAUGUCGCUCCUAUAAAAACGAAACUCUGCCAUGCAGUCAGAGUCGUUUAAUUCAUCUAACUGGAACUGACUGUACUGCCAAUAGGGUAUAUCUGGA
Hydractinia symbiolongicarpus is the source of this 3055-nucleotide messenger RNA. RefSeq lists its product as uncharacterized. The record is from RefSeq and is a predicted model, not a curated record. Lineage: Eukaryota; Metazoa; Cnidaria; Hydrozoa; Anthoathecata; Hydractiniidae. Bases 1179 to 1748 code for a protein of 189 amino acids. The transcript has 2 exons.